GCAGCUAUAUAAGCUGAGGAAAUUUAGCGGAGAUCUAUAGAACUAAUUAAGGAAACAGAGGUAACGCUGUCGCCUGCCCUGCGUUGCCCGUCUGUCUCACUCGCUCCCUCCCAGAUCCGACGCUCCAAAUCCUUGAGAAUCACAGCAGAGCACGAAGGGUAUCGUCGAGGCUUGAUCCAUCCCGGAUUACUUGCCGAUCGAUCGCAGGAGCUCCGCAGCUGAUCUGACGCUUGAUCGGAUCCGGAUCUGCCGAAUCACGAUCUAGGGUUAUUUUGGUUUUUCUUGCCGGGCUUCUCGACCAGGAAUGGCGUCCCAGCAGUCAGGUCCGGCCGGGACAUCUCCGUCGGCCCAAGUGGUCGGGAAUGCCUUUGUCCAGCAGUUCUACCACGUACUCCAUCGAUCACCGGCGCUCGUGCACCAAUUCUAUCAGGAGAGUAGCAAGCUGGGACGUCCAGAAGCCAAAGGAGAGAUGAUCACAGUUUCCACCUUGCAGGGUAUCGAUGAGAAGAUUCUAUCUAUGAACUACAGUGAGUACCUAGCACAGAUCAAGACAGUGGAUGCGCAGGAAUCUCUUGAUGGUGGAGUGAUUGUUCUUGUGACGGGUUACCUCAUUGGGAAGGAUAAUGUGAAGAGGGGAUUCACACAGACAUUCUUUCUUGCCACACAGGACAAGGGAUACUAUGUAUCAAAUGACAUUUUUCGAUAUGUGGAAGAUGCUGAUCAGCAGGAGGAGGAGGAGGAGGAGGAGGAGCAGGGUCUUACCUAUGAUGCUGGUGCUCAGAACACGGAGCAUGAUUCCGUUCCUUCACAGGAAGAAACUGUUCUUGAGCAAACUGCAGCAAGACCAGAAGAGGAUGAUGUAGUGAAUGAUGAGGAAACUUAUGAUCCUUCAGAAUCUGUGGAAGGUUCAGCUGUUGAAGAUGAAGAUCCGGUAGAGGAGGUGAUUAAUGAAGUUCCAAAUGAUUCACAGGCUGUAGUAACUGUUCCGGGUCUUUCAAAUGGACAAGAACACAAGAAAUCUUAUGCUUCUAUUGUGAUGGUGAUGAAAGAGAUCAAUACACCUAUAUCAGUUCCUACAUCAGCUCCUGCAAGGGUGGCGCCAUUCAACACAGAGAGACAGGCUGUUGCUCCUGCACCAGUAUUGGCACCUUCAUCUGAGGUCAUUGUAGCAAGUUCUAAAGUUGAAGAAAGCAGCAAUGCCCAAGAAUUAGAAGCUGAUGGAUUUUCAAUAUACAUAAAGAAUUUGCCAUUGAAUGCUACUGCCGCUCAACUUGAAGAGGAAUUCAGGAAGUUUGGUCCAAUUAAACCUAAUGGCAUCCAAGUUAGAAGCAACAAGUUAAAAGGGUUCUGUUUUGGUUUUGUGGAGUUUGAGGUGGCUGACGCUGUCCAAAGAGCAAUAGAGGUUUCACCCAUACUUAUUGGUGGUCGCCAGGCUUAUGUUGAGGAGAAGCGUGCAACUGGCUCAAGAGUUAAUAACCGAGGGAGGUAUCCACCCGGUAGGGGCGGAGGUUUUCGUGGCGAUGGAUUGAGGAGUCGGGGGAGCUAUGGUGGUGGAAGAGGUUAUGGAAGAGGAGGAGAUUACAAUUACAGGUCUGAUUUUGGGAGCAGAGGUGGCGGCCGCGGGAAUGUUGCUUCCGGCCGAGGCGAGGUGGGAUAUCAGAGGGUUGAUCACAUUGGCCCCAACAAUGGGCGUGGAAGUCGCCCAGAAUCACCCUCUAUCACCUCUUCAUAAAGCACUACUGCAGCUGCAGGGGAUUGGUGGUUCUUCAGAAGUUGUUAAUCCAGCAGUCAAGGUUAGUAUACCUUGAUUUUCAUGAUUGAACUCUUUGAAAGGCUGUAGUGUUGAUGAGAUUGCAAAGUCUUAUAUUUUAUCAGCUUUUCAGCAUUUCAUUUUUGUGGUUGAGGCAUUAGGACGAACAUGUUAUGUGAUUUUGUAGAAUACGCAAUAUUUGUUCACAGCUUUGUUUGUUUUUGCUGCUAUAAGUACAUAGGAGGCUUAAAAUUUUGAGUCUUGUAUUCUUGUUUGUUUCCUUUAGUUAGAAUCUACUCCCCUUGCACAUUGCAGGAUUUGCAUUUUAUAAUUUGACAUUUUCUUCCAACCUCAAGUAAAACAAUUGAUUACUUGAACGAGUUAUGUUUAAGACU
Molecule: messenger RNA, 2145 nt
Organism: Dendrobium catenatum
Lineage: Eukaryota; Viridiplantae; Streptophyta; Magnoliopsida; Asparagales; Orchidaceae
Product: ras GTPase-activating protein-binding protein 1
Exons: 9
Coding region: 305-1732 (475 amino acids)
Cellular component (GO): cytosol; ribonucleoprotein complex
Molecular function (GO): mRNA binding
Source: RefSeq, a predicted model, not a curated record